Molecule: messenger RNA, 1000 nt
Organism: Rhodamnia argentea
Lineage: Eukaryota; Viridiplantae; Streptophyta; Magnoliopsida; Myrtales; Myrtaceae
Product: major allergen Pru ar 1-like
Exons: 2
Coding region: 280-762 (160 amino acids)
Biological process (GO): defense response; abscisic acid-activated signaling pathway
Cellular component (GO): cytoplasm; nucleus
Molecular function (GO): protein phosphatase inhibitor activity; abscisic acid binding; signaling receptor activity
Source: RefSeq, a predicted model, not a curated record
AAGAUAAGUAAGAGUUGGAGAAUAGAACAAUCGAACCCCGCGUUGAAUUGGUCAACGAUUUGCGGAGACGUAAAAGUCCAAUUCUAUCUAUAUUCCCCCCUUUCAGGCACUGGAGACCACCAACAGGUUCGAUCCAAUCCCAUAUUACUACAUAAACCAGCAUUCUUCGUUCUUCCCAUUAUCGUCUCCGAUCUGAAUUCCUUCAUCUAAGUUCAGAGGGAUCGAUUAAACCGCUCUAUCUCUCUCUCUCGAUCUUGAUCUCUCGAAUUCUUAGCUAACAUGGGCAUGACCCGAUACCACCACACGUUCCGGGCGCAGGUGGCCCCGGCCAGGAUGUUCAAGGCCUUGAUCCUCGACUCGCAUAUCCUUUCCCCGAAGCUCAUGUUCGCGUCCAUCAAGAACAUCGAGUUCCUCGAAGGCGAUGGGGAGGUCGGGAGCGUCAAGCAGGUCAACUUCACCGAAGCUAGUCCGUUGAAGUACAUGAAGCACCGGAUGGACGCGCUCGACAAGGACAAUCUCAGCUGCAAGUAUACUCUGAUCGAAACCGAACCGCCGUUGGAGAAGCUCGAGUACGUGACCUACGAGGUCAAGUUCGAGCCGUUCGGCUUCACCGGGUGCAUCUGCAAGCUGACCAGCGAGUACAAAGCCAAAGAGGGCAUAGAGAUCAAGGAGGAGGACAUAGAGCAUGGGAAGGACAGAGCAAUUGGGAUGUAUGAAGUUGUGGAGGCCUACCUCAUGGCACACCCACAUGCCUACACUUGAGAAGGAAAAAAAAAAAAAACAGAUUUUUGUUCUUGCCCUUCGUUUAUUCUGCAAGUAAAAGUAAAGGGUCUCUUUUUGAACAAUUCUUUAAGCAGAUCUGGGUUUGUUUUUGUUCAUUCAAUGGUGUUCUUGUUCCUGAGGUGAGCUGAAGAGGAACUGUCAUGUGAACUUAGGUUUGAUGAAUCUGGGUUCAGUAUUAUGAGUCAUCUGACUAUGAAUUUACUCUGCAAUAGCUCAA